UUUAUUCCAACUACGAACGAAAACGGUCACAAGUGUUAUUAGCUGCGCUCAAAAGUUAUCUCGAAGUUUCUUCUUAUACGCAUAAUUCCACAAGGGAAAUCUGUAUUCCAAACGCAUCAAUCCAGCUUUUCGAAUACAUUCGAUUCCAAUCGCUAGAAGCAGAUAAAAGUCGGCUCUGAAUCCUAAAAAAAGGCGACAAAAUUGUCCGGUCAGUUAUCAUCAAAGUAAGCAUGGAAGAAAACACAGGAUCUCAAUACUAUUGAUAGAAAUCCCGUUGGUCGAAUUUCUUAUUUGUACAAGGGUCAGAUCAAAAGAAAGCAAAACCCAGCACAACCUAUUUCUUGUAUCGGUUCUGAGUGAGGUGAACCAUUUCUGGUCACUUGAAAAAAAGAAGACUUUUCCGGAGGUACCAUCCUCGGUGUAGAAUCUCAAGACGUUGCAGUGUAGUGCAAAUAGAUUAGGUGUUACAAGUGCUCAGGACUAUUAUUGAAAGGACGUGGUGGGAUCAAGAACUGUGAUAAGUGUCGAAUAAGCUUUGCCAAUUCCAAUCGGAAAAUCUCAACAGCCUAAUCACCUGCAGUGAUUAUCAUGCAAGCGCCAGUGAACAAGCAUCAUAAAAGCAAAGUCAUUGUCAUCACCAAGAAGUCCAAUAAGAACAUUCGAAAGUUUAAGUGCAACACGUCGUUUGGUUUUAAAUUUAUGUGUGGUAUCGGUAAACAUAAUUGUCAUAUUUGUAUGGUGGGCACGAGAAUUUGUACCAGAACGAUGAUGGGUUUGCAGCAGCAGCGUCGUGAUACUACCGUCGUCGGCGUCGUCAAUUCAAUGUUGGGGGGCCAAAACUCUCAACUCAUUGAUUGGUGAAGCUUAAGCUUUUAAAAUUUCUAUAAAACUCAACGGAGAACUUAUUUCUCUAUCGAAAUGGCACAGACAAGUGGACUCGAAAGCGAAUCCCGCUCCUGGCGAGAAUCCCUGCCCAGCAACAACGUUGAACGACCAGUAUCAGUACAACUACCACGAUCCCCACCUCGAUCUCGAGCAAUCCCUGUGGCUGGAAGAACCGAACGACAGCUACUACAACUCCAGUUGGAUCAGUCAGAUCUUGAAUCAGCAGCCAUCGACGCCGCAACACAGUACAUUGACGCCCCCGACGAACAGUGGUGCGUUAGGAAGGGUUGGAUCCAAACAGGCGAAGACGGCCGAGAAUAUGUCACAGUCUCCUCCGCCCCUCCUGUGGUCAUCCUGCAGUAUGUUCAUGGUCGCUCCGGACCAUUGGACGGAUGGUGGCAACAACAAAAGCGAUAUAAUAGGUGAACAGCAGCUCAACACACCCGAGCCUUCAAUCUGCGGAUUCGAUUUUGAUGGAAGUUUGGCUGGACUGGAUCAAUCCGAAAAUCCAAGAAGCGCUAUUAGUAAGAAUCACAUCAACAACAGCAGCAGCAUCACCAUGAUGAACGGUAAAGAAAGCAACACCAGUGUCAGCAUGCACGGUAGCAAGGGAGAACAACCAUUCGAAAUUAGGCUAGAUUCAACAACGUCGCCGACCUCCUUUUUGCCCACGGCAGACUUCAACACCUCCUGGCAGUUCGAACGCUGCCCCGAAGAUAUAGUCUUCAGCCCCGAGAUGAGCUACCACAUGUCACCACUCCAGACUACUUCUGGUGUGGCGUCCCCGGACAGCAGUUCGGGCGUCAGCCCAGAAGUAGACGAUUUCGAAACUUGCGUCGAUAUCAUCAAGAUCCCAUCGACAGCCGAAGUGUACAAAGUCAACGAAAACACUGAUUACAGCACUUCGUUGACCGAGGAAACCGAACAACUUUCGGAGUCAUACUACUGCAAAGCAGAGGACCUCAUCUCGAUACAGGAUACCAUCUCCGAGAGAAUCGUUACAGUGCCACCCUUCUUUUUGAAGGUCCUUCGGGAAGAAGAGUCGAACACUUCCGACAGGAUUCCACCUCAAGCCGUUUCGAAUGGUACCGUGUAUGACACACGCCCUUCUGUUGCUACCGAAUUCCUGAGUGAUGCUUAUAAAGACGAAGAAGAUUAUGAUGAUGAACUAGGAAAGGCAGGUUACGACGUAGCAGGAGCUACUGCAAAGACACUGGAAGCAGUGCAGAGCGUCUCCAGCAAUGAUGAUACACUAGAUUUAAAAACGCAAACCCAACUAGAACACAACUAUACGAUUAAGCUACCCCUUCUAGAAGCCGACAAAUCCGGCCCUAUUCUAACAACAAGUAACGCCCUGGUGAAGGAACCUUCUUUGAAACCGAGAGACACCUCUCCAGUACUACCGCUACAGCAGCAACCGCCAAAGCGAGCUCAGCCGCCCAGCAUGAAGCAGCAGCUUUUCGAACGUACGAUCAAGAAUGAAAUUGCUAAGGGAACCAAGCUCAAACUGAAAAUCCCUACCGCCGGCACUCCCAUCGUUGCCCCGGUAGGCAUUCUAAACACGCCAGACCUUACCAACCAAGUUCUGGAACUCGAGGCGGAAGCUGAAAUCCUCAGCGCAGAAGAUCAAUUCGAUCUUCUCCAGUACAUCUCUUCCGGAACGGAUUACGAUGUCGUCCCGCUUUCCCCGGUCGAGGUGAAACCCGUCGUUCCCAAGGAGGAACCGGUCCAGCCGCCGUCAACCAUCUGCACGGACACGCUCACUAAGUUGCUGUCCGGCCCGGCCAAACGAAAGGCUCCGCCUAUGAUCACACUGGACAACCUCGAAGAGCUGACAUCUUCCUCCACCCCGAAGAAGUUCCGCAGUGCUACUUCGUCCAGCGCUUCUUCCGUCUAUGAAGACUCCAUCUCGGAGUCGGCGUCGGCGUCUGCCAGCAAAAAGCGCCGCGGUCGACCUCCAAAACAGUCCAGCUUGCAGUUCGAUCGGGCCGAGUACCAGCACCUUAGUGAGCAGGACCAGCGGUACCGCGAGCAGCGGGACAAGAACAACGAAGCGUCCCGCAAGUCGCGCAUCAACCGGCGGGACCGGGAGCUGAAGCUGGAGCACGAAGCGAACGCACUGAAUCAGCACUACAGAGAGCUGGAGAACGAGGAGCAGAAGUUGAUCCGGGACUGCGCCCGGUGGCGGCGUGCAGUUAUGCGAUUGGCGUUGUUGUAAGCUUAGGAAGUAGGGUGUCUCUCUUGAAUUUAUUGGGUUGUAGAAUAUAUGUGUUAUAAUUUUACAUCAUCAUAGCCUGAAUAGCAGGAAUUUUAUGAUUUAAUAAACCAGCAUAGUUUAAGUUAAAAAAAAAAACAAAAUGAAAAAAAAGUUGAAAACAUUAAAAAAAUACAAAAAAAACACAAAAAAAUCAAAACGAACAAAAACAUGAUACAACCUAAUUGUAAGUGAUUAAAAAUAUUUGAAAACUAAGAUAAAGGCAACCAAGUAAAAUGUAUUGCUUGCAAUAGGAUUUAGUUGUUGUCCUUGUAUCUCUUCAUACUUUAAAUUGCAAUAAAACUAACUAUGAAAAAUGAA
This is a messenger RNA of Armigeres subalbatus, 3460 nucleotides long. RefSeq lists its product as uncharacterized. Gene Ontology annotation, biological process: regulation of DNA-templated transcription. The coding region runs from base 1205 to 3103 and encodes 632 amino acids. Gene Ontology annotation, molecular function: DNA-binding transcription factor activity. The transcript has 4 exons. Lineage: Eukaryota; Metazoa; Arthropoda; Insecta; Diptera; Culicidae. The record is from RefSeq and is a predicted model, not a curated record.